This is a messenger RNA of Austrofundulus limnaeus, 1965 nucleotides long. RefSeq names its product ST3 beta-galactoside alpha-2,3-sialyltransferase 3b (gene st3gal3b). The record is from RefSeq and is a predicted model, not a curated record. Gene Ontology annotation, molecular function: sialyltransferase activity. NCBI's taxonomy places the organism in Eukaryota, Metazoa, Chordata, Actinopteri, Cyprinodontiformes, Rivulidae.
GUUCAUGAAAUCAGCUCCCAUGUUUCUUGAUCGAAACUUCAAACAGCUAUCAAAAAUCAGCUAUUACUUGCCUCCAUUUGGCAUCAGAACACAAGAGAGAAUUAUAGACAACAUUUUAACCACCACAAAAUAUUAUGGGCUUGGAGAAAAGCUAGACAGUCUCAGCUGUAAAAGAUGCAUCAUUGUGGGCAACGGGGGGAUCUUGUUUAAUAAGUCUCUGGGCACCCGCAUAGAUGAGUAUGAUGUUGUAGUAAGGUUGAACGAGGCUCCGGUACGAGGGUACAGCAGAGACGUUGGGACCAAAACCACCCUGAGGAUCACAUAUCCAGAGGGGGCCAUCCAGAACCCUGAAAACUAUGAGAAAGAUUCCCUGUUUGUCUUUCUUGGCUUCAAACCUCUUGACUUCAGGUGGUUCAGACAGAUAGUCUUCAAGGAAAAUGUGAGGGGCUUGGAUGGUUUCUGGAAGUCUGUAGCCCACCAUGUGCCUCGGGAUCCGACAGAGCUGAGAAUCCUCAAUCCUUAUUUUAUCCAAGAGGCUGCAUUCCAGUUUAUAGGCCUGCCAUUCAACAAUGGAUUAAUGGGCAAAGGGAACAUUCCAACUUUAGGAACAGUUGCUAUAACCAUGGCACUGCACAACUGUGACGAGGUGGCAGUGGCUGGUUUUGGCUACGACAUGUCAGCACCUCACGCACCUCUGCACUACUACGAAAGUAUCAAGAUGUCUGCCAUUAAAGAGUCUUGGACGCACGACAUAUCCAAGGAGAAGGAGUUUCUUCGUAAGCUGGUGAAGGCCAACGUGAUCACAGAUCUCACCAAAGUAGAAACCUACAGGAAGCUGAGUGAAGAUGGCCUGAUGAAGCAGCUCUGUCUUAAAGCUGCAGAGCCAGAAGAAAUCAGUUUUCAGCUCUCCAUCAACUGGACUUCCUGUGUUUCUGUUGAACUMUUCUACCAAAWGUUGCUGUCUGUGUUGUGGACUGUUUCUCUGCUCAGGACUGAGGUGCAUCUUGUUUUACUGAAAGUCACAAGGAAUCCAGACGAGAGCAGUUCCACACCAUAAACACCCAGGAACAUUAAUCUGUAGCCCUGAAACAAACUUGGACUGYGUCAUGCAGCUGGGAGGUGAGAGGACAUGAUGCCAAGGACCCUUAAAGUGCCUCUGCUGUUAAUGGAGUGCCAGAAAAGUUCCGGCCCAACAAGUCACGCCUCACAGCUCCCCGAAACCACAGAGCUUCAGCUGCAGCCACUCCACAGACUUCCUGAGCUCGGCAGGGUGGGAUCGAAUGCUCGCUCCCCRCUGCAGCAGAAUAUUUGCCACCUGGGAUCUCCCUGAGGCAGCUGGCUGGGCCGGCUGGMCUGGAGGCGGUCGGCCUGUUGGUCUGAUAGAUGUUGGGGAGUGGGGGGGUCUGAGCACGCCUGCACCUCUUCAGCUGAGGGGACUUUUAUUCUCAGCGACAGGUUCCCCCACCCCGCCUCAUCUCACGUAGGCUGGAACAGAGAGGCCACGACCUCCAGGUCUGAAAUUUAAACUUCUCUAAAAAAAAAUCUUGGAAGCAAAAACAGUCAUUCAGACACUUUUUUAAAGACUCUGUUGACUUAAUGUUGAGUCAGCUGAGAUGAAGAAAAACAAGCAGGAUUUACUGUUCUGUCACUUCUCCUGCAGGCUGACCACGCUCCUGUCGCUGAGCUUCCUGUGACGCUGGACGGCCUCUAGACUUUAAUGAUGUUUACACAGCUCGCUCAACUUUUAGUUUGAAGAUCAAAUUGUAAUGAGAUUACCAUAAAUGUACAAUGAAAAUUGCUUAAAUAAAGAAAUUGUACCUUUUUAAAACAACAAAAUGAAGUGGUACCAAAUAUAAAAUUAAACAACUGAGUUUUCCAUCUAAUUAGGGUUAAUUAUUAAAGGGGCAAUAUCAUGUAAAAUCAACUUUUUUGAGUUUUAUAUCAUGUUAUAAUGUUAUACUCUGA